AUGGGGUCUGAUCCAUUCUUGUCUGAACCAAAAAAGAAGAGAAAGCAGAGAAAAGUUGCCGAAGAUGAAGAAAUCGAUAGUGAUGAGUUUGAUUCUGAUAAUGAAUCAAACAAAAAAAGAAAGCAAGUUGAAGAUGAUUUAGAUUUGCAAAGCGAAGAUGAGCAAAAUAAAGAAGAGUCGAAAACUGAGAAAAGAAGAAGGUUGGCUAAGCAAUACCUUGAGGAUUUAAAACAAGAGAAUAUGCUCCCAUCAAACAAUAGAGAAAGUAAUUAUGGGGACGAGGUAGAUACCAAGCAAUUGACUGAUUACACAUUUGAUGCCAAGGACCUAGAUGAUGACAUUAUAGCCAGAAGAUUACAAUUCGACGUUACACAGCAGAAAGGUAAUAUCUAUAAAUUUAUUUCGAAGCAGUUACAGCUUUCGAAGAAGAAGAUUAUAAAUACCGUCACCGAUAGCUACCUAAUGAACCCAACUUGCUUAUGUGUGAACUACCCAUUUUUAUACGUGGUAUCCAAAGAACAAAAAUUGGUCAAGUACGAAAUUACAAACUUAACAAUAGCUCCAAAGAAGGUCAAAUACGUCUACAUGAAACUGAAAUCUGACGAUAAAAAUGGAGAACCUAUGUACCAUAGUGAUGAAAUAACUUGUGUUGCCGUUAGCUCCAAUGGGAAAUUUGUGGUUACUGGUGGUAAGGAUAAACAUAUUUUGAUCUGGGAUACAAGUAAUUUGACAUUACUUAAAAAGAUUCCUCUCAAUCAUAAGAACGCCGUUGUUAAUGCCAUUGCAUUUAGAAAAGGGACCAAUGAAAUUUACGUUGCCAGCAAUGACUUAAAAAUCAGGAUUUAUAAUGUCAAUCAAUUUUCACUCAUCGACACAUUGUUUGGUCAUCAGGACUCCAUUGUUGAUAUCAGUGCUUUGAACCAGGAAAGAUGCGUGACUGUUGGGUUAAGAGACCGUUCAGCCAUGUAUUGGAAGAUUCCUGAACAAACAAGAUUGACAUUCAACAGUAGCAUAUCGUUUGACAAAUAUUACAACCAAUUCCUUAAGGAAAAUAAAGGGUCAGUGAUGAAUAACAGCGACACGAAAGCGGCCAUGGCCAAAGAUUAUAUCCAAGAAGGCAGUUUGGAAUGUGUUUCCAUGUGUGAUAAUAGAUAUUUUGUGACAGGGUCGGAUAACGGGAAUAUCAGUUUCUGGACGAUCCAAAAGAAGAAGCCACUCUAUACCAUGUUUCAAGCGCAUGGGUUGGUUCCAGAAUUGACACUUGAACAAUACACUGGUGACAAAGAGUACAUGGAAGAUGUUGCAGGCUUAAAUGAUAAGCGUGCUCAUGUUCCUCCAAGACAAGCAUAUUGGAUCACGGCGAUCCACGCUAUUCCUUACACUGAUGUUUUCAUUACUGGCUCAUGGAGUGGUGAAUUGAAGGUAUGGCAACUUGAUGAAACUUUGAAGAAGUUCACAUUAUUGUAUAAGUUGAAUGGUGUGAAGGGAGUUGUAAGCAGUAUCGCAGCGGUUGAGGUUGACAAGUUUGAAAACACAAACACCGGGAAGGUUGAGAAAGUCAUUGCGAUUUUUGCUUCAGUGUCCAAAGAGCACAAGACAGGUAGAUGGUUAAAGAAGCCAGCAGGAGCCAAAAAUUCGAUUUAUCAGGCAUUCAUCAAAGUGAAAAGUGACUAA
Messenger RNA from Saccharomycopsis crataegensis, 1674 nucleotides. RefSeq names its product ribosomal RNA-processing protein RRP9 (gene RRP9). Gene Ontology annotation, cellular component: small-subunit processome. Gene Ontology annotation, molecular function: U3 snoRNA binding; protein binding. Bases 1 to 1674 code for a protein of 557 amino acids. Lineage: Eukaryota; Fungi; Ascomycota; Saccharomycetes; Ascoideales; Saccharomycopsidaceae. The transcript has a single exon. The record is from RefSeq and is a predicted model, not a curated record.